AUGUCUGCAGAAGUCGCCACUCAAUCUCGUCCAGCCACCACGGAAUCUGGUCGUGGAACAGGCAAGCGAGCAAACAGAUCUCGCGGAGGGAACAAUAAUAAUCGAGAAUCUAAUCGGAAUUCUCGCCCAGCCACCAAUACGAAAGGGAAAGAAGUCGUCGUUGCGGAAGGCGAGAAUAGUCAGGUACCGGUCAAACAACUAGCGGCCGUGGCCCUAUCCGAAGAUGGGGAUGUGGAAAUCUGCUUCAUUUGCGCUGAACCAGUCAAGUACUAUGCCGUUUCGGAAUGCAAUCACAGAACCUGUCAUAUUUGCGCCAUUAGAUUGCGGGCAUUGUAUAAAAAGAGAGACUGUACUUUCUGCAAGGAACCUCAAAACCAUGUCAUAUUCACGAAAUCGCGCGAAGAUCCCUAUUCGUCAUUCACACCUGAAUCAAUUCCAUUCAAGGAUGCCAAACUAUCAGUAUCGUUUGAGACCCAGGAGAUGAUGGAAGAAACCCUUGUUUUGUUGAGAUUCACUUGCGCCGAUGAUGAAUGCGAUUAUGUUGGGACAGGAUGGGGCGAUCUCAAGCUACACGCACGCGCAAUGCAUGGGAAACUGAUGUGUUUCCUGAACUACGAGACUCUGGAACGGCAUUUCAACACUGCUCAUUUUGCGUGCACUCAAACUGAUUGCCUAGCGCGAAAGUUCGUCGUGUUUAACACUGCUCUCGAUCUCAAAGCGCAUAUGGUGGAGGCUCACGGUGGGGAGAUGUCGGCCCGAGACAAAAAAGAUGCUAGGAGAAUUCAAGCAGAAUUUGCUUUCGAAGAAGUUGGAUAUGGAGGACGACAUGGUAGACGAGACAGAGAUCGCGAUCGCGAACCUCCACCGCAACAACAACAACCGCAACCCUCAACUUCAGUUCCUCCGCGCCCGGCCGCAGGGGGCAACAGAAGGAGGGAUGGGUUCGGAGGGGCCCUUACCACUGAAGCUGGACCUACCCCUGCUCAAUCCAGACAGCCUCCACCACGUCCUGAAACUAGACCCUCAACCCCACAACCUACCCCGGAAAGUCUUGAUCCUGCCAAUCUAGAGCGCCAUGGCGCAUUUUUAACCCGUUUAAACACACUAGCACCCAAUCCAACGACAGCGAUUCCAGCAGUUAGAGCUGCAACGCGUGGUUAUCGAUUCUCAGAGACAAGUGCCCGCGAUUUGAUAUUGACUGUGUGGAAUGUCUUGGAUAGGAAUCUCGAGUACACCGCCAGCAUCAUUAACGCUUUUGUCGACCUCCUGGAUGAAGAGGAAAAGAAACGGGACCUGCUGGAAUCAUGGAAUGGAUUUGCCAUUGAGCAACGCCGACAAUUUCCAGACCUCGUACCUGUUUCUUUCGGGACAGGGUACGCAGGUAUCACCUCCGGCCGCGUCUUAAACGCCAAACACUCGACAGCAGCACGUUCUUCUCAAAGCCAACAAGUCUGGAACCGUGUGGCAUUAGCUGCCAAUAAUGCAGCUCCCGGAUCAUCCACUGGUGCCCCACGUCCCAAACUUUUGACACCUCAAACCUCACAAGAACGUUUCCCAGCGCUUGGCGGUGGCGCUUCUACCAGCGGUGGUGCAGGCGCAGCUUCGUCAUCGCAGCCCCUUGCACCCUCCUUCCGCCAGGCUCAGCGCACGACACCGUGGUCCGGAAGCUCAGUGCAGCCCAGUACUCUGCGGUCACAGUCAAACCCUGGACCGACCUCUGUGAAUAUGCGAGUGUCGAAGAGUGCCGGUUCCAAACAACCCCCGCCGCCGAAGUUGUCGAGUGCGCUGUUCCCGGAGCUGCCGAGCUCGGCGAACUCUCGGAGUAAGCCACAGGUCAGCGGUAAUGUCUCUCUGAAGAAUAUUUUGGGCUCGUCGGGAGUCCCGGCUGUCGCUGCUUGGAGUUCGGGCUCAGGUGGGGGUGCAGGUCCUACUACACAGACAGAAGGUGAAGGCAGUGCUGCUCCUGGUACAAACUCUGCAGGUCCUGGAGAUGCUGCCACCACUGGGGGAGGGGCAGGAAAAGGAAAGAAGUCGAAAGGGAAGCAGAAGCAGACACUCUUCACUUUGGGAUCUUUCCCUACGUAA
Psilocybe cubensis is the source of this 2085-nucleotide messenger RNA. RefSeq lists its product as uncharacterized. Gene Ontology annotation, biological process: protein ubiquitination; rescue of stalled cytosolic ribosome. The coding region runs from base 1 to 2085 and encodes 694 amino acids. Gene Ontology annotation, molecular function: ubiquitin protein ligase activity; ribosome binding. The transcript is spliced from 5 exons. The record is from RefSeq and is a predicted model, not a curated record. Lineage: Eukaryota; Fungi; Basidiomycota; Agaricomycetes; Agaricales; Agrocybaceae.